ACUUGGGUUAAGGGGUGGUAAUACAUUCGUGGUAAUUCGAGCGAUGAUCCACGGAAUUCAUUCUAAUAAGCGAUUCAAAUCUGGCCUCACGGCAAACCCCCCAGGACUUAUAACUUGCCCGCCCCCCCCCGAGAAAGCUGAGCAGCCCAAAAUAUGUUAGACCAGUACCCGCCACCGCCGAAUUCCCCGCUGCGCGUCGUGCUCCAGACCAAAACCCACCUCGUCCCCGGCGACGAGUUCAGCGAGCGAUGUAGGAACAUGAAAAACCUCAUCUGCCGGCACCUGUGGGAUCGGGACUUCGACCACCGCCGGGACCGCUGGAGCUCGCACCUCGCCAACUUCGGCUAUGACAAUCGCACGUGCUACUUCCUCCUCGACCACGGCCAGUGCACCGGUGGCGAGGCUGCCGUCCCCGUCCUGUGGUUCAAAUGGACCGGUACAUCGUUUGUCGCCGUCCAGAAGCCGCUGCCGCACCGGUUCCGCCUCGAGCUGGAGCGCCGCCCCUUUUACCAGGCCCGCCAGCCCCCGCCAGCCACCAAGAGGAGCCGCGAGCCGCUAGACGCCGCCACCCGCCGCCAGAUCAUCCGCUCGCGCCUGCGGUCCAACAUGAGAAUCCCCGAGACCGACGUCGAGUUCCUCCGGAACCCCGAGCAGGCCCGGCUGCUCAAGGAAGAGAUCGACCCCAGGUUCUGGGAGCGCGUCGACGCUCUCUUGGAACCAUAGCAACGGAGAGGAGAGAGGAGACAGGCUGAUAGAGGGCCCGCCGGCCCGUGUUAUCCCGGCGGAGCAGGAGGCUGGCGUGGGUAGAGUAAGAUAGCGUAAGUGCUGGGUGCAAGGUGGCGUUUAAAUGUCCUUUGUUGCUAUACCA
This is a messenger RNA of Durotheca rogersii, 868 nucleotides long. RefSeq lists its product as uncharacterized. Bases 154 to 723 code for a protein of 189 amino acids. NCBI's taxonomy places the organism in Eukaryota, Fungi, Ascomycota, Sordariomycetes, Xylariales, Xylariaceae. The transcript has 2 exons. The record is from RefSeq and is a predicted model, not a curated record.